UCGGAAAGCGGGUAUCUCGUACUAAACCGAAGCGCGCGAUCUGAAAUCCAUCAUCAUACGGAGCGAAAGAUCGAGUCGCGAUUAUACAAAAUCUCACCUCACAAUGGAAGAAGAACAGAACAGAUCAGAACAGGUUAGUGGUGGUGAUGAUAUACAUACUAAGAAGUGGUGUGGAUUGGAACAUUCUUAUCGGGACACACGUGCGGGGGGCACGUGCGGAGCGGGAACUUUGGAGCCUCAGCAAUUUGUGUGGCGAAGGAAGAGAUAGGCCCUCCUCCAGAAAUCUGCAUCCUCUUCUUCUUCCCUCUUAUCAUCAUCUCUCCCUCUCUUUCUCUCUCCAAAACGCAGUCGGCAAAGAACCGUCGCUAGAGAGGGAAAGCCUCGCCACCGCCGCCGCCGCCGCCGCCGCCGCCGCCGCCGGAAUCGCAGCCAUGGCCAAGAUGAUCGUGGCCUCCUCUUCCUCCUGCAAGACCCAAAUCCCACCUCCCUUCUCCGCCUCAAAACCCAAGCAACAACCCCAAGUCACCCUCUCCGUCCCCAAGUUCAGGCUCCCGAAGCCCCUCGCCUCCCUCUCCGUGAAAUCCCUGCCCCUCCUCACCGCCGCCGCCGCCGCCGCGUCCUCCGCCCUCCUGGCCCAGCCGCUGCCGGCGCUGGCGGCGGAGAUCGAGAAGGCGGCGCUGUUCGACUUCAACCUGACGCUGCCCGUCAUCAUGGGGGAGUUCCUGCUGCUGAUGUUCGCGCUGGACAAGAUCUACUUCUCCCCGCUGGGGAACUUCAUGGACGAGCGGGACGCGGCGAUCAGGGAGAAGCUGAGCAGCGUGAAGGACACGUCUGCGGAGGUGAAGCAGCUGGAGGAGCAGGCGGCGGCGGUGAUGCGGGCGGCGCGGGCGGAGAUAUCGGCGGCGCUGAGCAAGAUGAAGAAGGAGACGCAGACGGAGCUGGAGCAGAAGCUGCUGGAGGGGCGGCGCAAGGUGGAGGCGGAGCUGCAGGAGGCGCUGGCCACCCUGGAGAGCCAGAAGGAGCAGACCAUCAAGGCCCUCGACUCCCAGAUCGCCGUCCUCAGCCAAGACAUCGUCAACAAGGUCCUCCCCAUCAAAUGAUUUUCACCAUCUUCCGCUUUGCCCACUCUGUAGUUGAAAUGGAUCAUCAAUGCCGGAGAUUCUUCGCUCUGCAUCUUUGAAAGAAGAAAAAGGAAAAGACUCUUGAGAAUUGGGAUGGAUUUGGACGCAAGAAUGUCUAGAAUUCUUGAAUUUUCUUAUGUAUCCAUGUAAAGAGAUACUUUGCAAGUGAGUAAUGUGAACCAGUUAGUGUA
Syzygium oleosum is the source of this 1312-nucleotide messenger RNA. RefSeq names its product ATP synthase subunit b', chloroplastic. The coding region runs from base 147 to 1100 and encodes 317 amino acids. Lineage: Eukaryota; Viridiplantae; Streptophyta; Magnoliopsida; Myrtales; Myrtaceae. The transcript has a single exon. Gene Ontology annotation, molecular function: proton transmembrane transporter activity. Gene Ontology annotation, biological process: proton motive force-driven ATP synthesis. The record is from RefSeq and is a predicted model, not a curated record.